Molecule: messenger RNA, 276 nt
Organism: Aspergillus wentii DTO 134E9
Lineage: Eukaryota; Fungi; Ascomycota; Eurotiomycetes; Eurotiales; Aspergillaceae
Product: MICOS complex subunit MIC10
Exons: 3
Coding region: 1-276 (91 amino acids)
Cellular component (GO): MICOS complex; mitochondrion; mitochondrial inner membrane
Source: RefSeq, a predicted model, not a curated record
AUGGCCGACUCCAACGAAUCCCGCCCGGUCGUGCCGGCAACCAAGCCUGUCAGUGAGGCCUUGCUGAACGAAAAGUGGGACCGCGCCAUCUCCUCCAUGCUCAUUCGUUCUUCCCUCGGUCUCUCCUUCGGUGUUGUCUUCUCGGUUCUUCUCUUCAAGCGUAGAGCUUGGCCCGCCUGGGUUGGUCUCGGAUUCGGUGCCGGACGUGCUUGGGAAGAGGCAGACUCUUCCUUCCGACGAGGCGACUCGCCCCUGAGAGAGGCUCUGCGUCGGUAA